GUCCCACUUUUCGUAGUCUCGGUGAGGCUUUCGUCCUGAAGCCCAUCCUAGGCAGCAUUCCUGCGCGAUAUGCGGGGUAGGAGUUUGAUAGGAGAAAUCGCUGGCCACGUUACUUUGCGAGUCAGCAUUUGUACAGAAACAAAAGGCAAGGGCGACGGGCUGGAAUCGGCGGGGAAGAAUAACUAAACCAUGGACAAGGGACAUGCCCCUGGAACAGGGGUGCAGGUACGGAGUAGAAAGUGCCCAACACCACCAGGGAACCCAGAAAGGGGUCAGAAGGCAAAUUCACUGCACCCAAACUUGAGAGGUGGAAGGAUGAGAUCAGUGAUUGACAAUCCGUUCAUGCAGCCCCGUCCGAAGACCCCAUCCGUGCCAAACCUGCUUCGUGAUCCGCGACGCUCAUUGGGUGGCUCAGCUGAGUCAGCACUCAGGGCCCGAUGCAGUGAUUUUGACCUUCAGAGUCUCUCACCAAGAGUCAUCCAUCCAUCGGUGGAGAAGGAUAUUUGGACACUGGAGAGAAGAGUACGGCUUCGAAGUCCUCAAAAAUGGCAGGCGGCGAUCCAGUCGGCUUGGACACCCGACGCGACAUGUCUGUCAACUAUUCGGGCCGGUUCAUCACCCAGGGCAUCUCGCCGAGUCCCCCUCGCCCCACGACAUUGGGUUGCCAAGCGAUCAAGUGAUGGCCGGUGGAGCACUCCAAGACCCUACUCCUGUGUGUCCAGCGGCUGCUCAAGGUCAGGGCUUCUGUGGUCCCUCUGAUCGGGGGGCUGCCAUGACAAUCAUGCUGGCCAGAGUGGGUCGCAAGAGCGAUGACAUGGUGUAGUGUCUGCUGGCUCAGGCCCUUUCGGCACUUGCUGCUUUGCCCCCAACAUGAAUCUCACGUAG
Aspergillus uvarum CBS 121591 is the source of this 885-nucleotide messenger RNA. RefSeq lists its product as uncharacterized. Bases 190 to 759 code for a protein of 189 amino acids. The transcript has a single exon. The record is from RefSeq and is a predicted model, not a curated record. NCBI's taxonomy places the organism in Eukaryota, Fungi, Ascomycota, Eurotiomycetes, Eurotiales, Aspergillaceae.